CGCUUUCAGGCCAUAAACCCCCUUAACUGCAACUCCCAGCAGCCAUCGCGCGGCCGGAAAUAGACGCCUCAGUGAAAGGAGAAGAGGAGGUGUUACUGCAACUGAAGAUGAUGAAGAGUAAAGCAGAUGAGGAAGACUUCUGGAACAGCUCAAAGUGUAAACCUUUCACCUUCGAUGAUGAAGAUGACGAGUUCAGCAAGUUAAAAGAGUCAAAGCAGACCGUGAAAAACAUCCGCCCACUGGUGGAUGAAGACGAGGAUGAAGAUGACGUGGAGAAGAUCAGCUGGAGUGGAGAGCCUGUUGGGAGUAUCUCCUGGUCAGUCAGAGAGACGGCAGCAUCCAGUCAGAGGACAGAAAGAGAGCCCGCCUUCCCCAAAAUCAACACAGACACCCCGGCGAUCAGCAGGAGUCUCUCAGGAUACUCUCUGAGUGCUCUCUUCAAAGGUGGGACAGGAAAAACGAAAGGAGCAAACUUCCAAUCCUUCACUGACUCGCAGAGUGACUCAUCUGUCAGGCUCUACGCUCCAGAACUCCGAAAACCUAAGUCAGAAUACAAGGAUAUUGUCAGCGAUUGGUCGCCUGAGCACACGGUUCAGAGAAUGCAGCAAGGAAAGGUCGUGCAUCUGGAGAAGUUUCGGUCUCUUCAGGACAAACUGUUGCUGCUCGAUUUUGCUGUCAGCGCUCACGAUGGAAAUGUCAUCACCGCUGUUUUAAUUUAUUUAAAGAGGACUCUGAGUAAAGAGGUGUUGUUUCGGGAGCUGGAGUCUAGACAGACGGCUCUGAGACAUUUCAUCCACUACCUGACUGAAACCAGAGACCAGAGGCUACUGCUGGAGCUGCUCAGAGCUCUCGGCAGGAUAGAGGACGUAGCGCUGCUGCAGUACAAAGAACACCUGAGCAUUGCAGAUGAAAACAAGAGGCGGGACUUCUUGAAGAGCUGCCUCAGUCUUCCAUUUUCUCCAGAGGACUCUGCUCACGUUCAGGACCACUACACGCUGCUGGAGAGACAGAUCAUUAUCGAGGCGACAGACCGACAUGCUGAGCGUGGAGGGAAGGUGGAAAUCUUCCAGAAGUUUCCCAGAAGAGCUUCGAUUCUCAACAUGCCACUGAUCACAACACUGUACUACUGCUGCUUCUACCACUAUCAUGAGUCUGAGGGAACCUACUCCAGUCCAUUAAACAUCCGUCAGACCUUCAGGAUUUCGGACAAGCAGUAUUUUGUGACAGCGCUGGCAGCGAGGGCGAAGCUGAAGGCGUGGUCAGACGUGGACGCUCUAUUCACCAGUAGGAACUGGCUUGGAUUCACCAGGAAGAAAUCACCGCUCAGCUUCCAACGAGUUGUUGACAUCCUGCACAGAAACUCUGCCCCCACACAGGUGCUGCAGGAGUAUGUGGGUCUCGUGGAUGAUUCGGACCUGAGGAUCAGUUUGGCACAGAAACACAAAUGUCACGACAUCGUCAUCAACACGUACCGGGACCUGAAGGACCGGCAGCUGUUGCUAGGAUACCUGUCGAAGGUAGAGAGAGGAUCCGCGGAGGCGGGGAAGAUCAAUCAGCUGCUCAGCAACCAGCAAAUCCGGUGGAGGAACUGACUUCUAUGCUUCGGUGAAAGACUUUUAUUUUGAAACAACGAAAGUUUCAUGUGAAGCCAAAGUCAAACACAACGGGAACGUCCAGUUAGCUCGAGCCUGCUUCGGUUUUGAUUGGUUGGAGAGAGGAGCGCUUGGUUUGACUCCUCCCACCAUACCGCGGGGCGGAUGGAGUUUAAAUUUCUGUCCACACAUGGUGGAG
Monopterus albus (swamp eel) is the source of this 1791-nucleotide messenger RNA. RefSeq names its product VPS33B interacting protein, apical-basolateral polarity regulator, spe-39 homolog (gene vipas39). Gene Ontology annotation, cellular component: cytoplasm. The transcript has 19 exons. Lineage: Eukaryota; Metazoa; Chordata; Actinopteri; Synbranchiformes; Synbranchidae. The record is from RefSeq and is a predicted model, not a curated record. Gene Ontology annotation, biological process: vacuolar transport; intracellular protein transport. Bases 108 to 1592 code for a protein of 494 amino acids.